AAAAAAAAAGAAGAAAUUGUGAGAGGAUUCAUAAUCCCAUUCCCCUGCUCCUUCGACCUCACUUUCAUAGUUUCCCAACAAUAGCCCAAUCCCGUGCCUUUGCCCAUUUGGGCUUUUGGGGUCCUCCCCAUUCUCCCUCUCUCUCUCUCGCUCUCUCGAUUCUCUCUCUCUCGAUUCUCUUUCUCUUUCUCUUUCUCUUCCUUUAUUUAUUCCUUUCGCUUUCGAUCAUCAUCGCAAUUCACCACCCCGGGAAAAGUGGGAACAAAGCGAAAAACCGAGAGGAAGCGAGGGAGCUUUUGUUUUGCGUGCAAGGUCUCUAAAAGUGGGAGCUGCGUUUUCGCUGCUGUUGGAGAGAGACCUCAAUUGGUGGCGGUUCCUUUUAAUUUUUGGGUUUGUGGUGUACGAAAUCGUCGAAAGGUGCGAUCUUGAAGCGUAUUUCGCGAUCUUUCCAGAGCCCACCGAGGCGUUUUACGUGGAAGAGAAAAGUAUUGCAGCAGUGAGCGACACUAUCCUUCUUCUCUUGUUUCAAUGAGUGAAGAAGCAACAGAGAGGGGCAUUAUCUCACCAACUCCUAUAAACUCGAGAGCGAAAGCAGAUAAUGGCAGCGCAAAGCCUAUACCCCAUUAUCUCAAGCCUUCUUCUGGUUCUUGCCACGACUUCUGUAAAUAUGGACAUAAACAUGGGUUUGAUACUAAGAAAAGGAUACCUGUUCAUUUCCAAAAGGGAAAUAAUACUAUUAAGAUUCCUGAGAGAGAAAAAGAUCAGUUAAUUAUUACAAGCCAUAAAGGGAGAAGAAAGAGAGAAGAGGUUAAGCCGAAGAUAUCUUCGUCAGAGGAUGAUCGUUCUAUUAAGUCGAUGCCAUUGCCACCUGAAAAAGUAUAUCAGCUUUUUGAUCCACCCAUGAAUUUAGCAGAAGCACCAGCAGAAGCUCCUUUGAGCACAGAUCUUAGCUCUCACACAGCUGAUUUAAAGGGUGCCUUUUCUCUUGGAAAUACACCACCUGAUAUAGAUGGAGGAUCGUCUGAGGAGGCUGUGAGCAUAAAAUUAGUGAUACCAUCAACCAUCCAGAAAAGUGAUGCAUUGGACAAAGAUGCACGAGCUGAUUCGGUGGGAUCAUCUGAUGAAAAUUUAAGCAUAAAGUCGGCUGGAGAAGGAUUAUCCGAGGAGCAUGUAAGCUUAGGGCCAAUCACAGAAUAUGUUCAAGAAGCCAUUGUAUCGGCUGAGCUUAAUGGAACAGCUGAAGCACUUGUCAAAAACAAAGGUAAUCAAAUGGAAGAAACACCCCGUAAGCAAGCAGCGGGACUUUCUAUGGAAAAGAAAUCAAUGAAGGUUUCGAAUUCGAGCGAUUUGAAAAAGCCAGAACUGAGAAAACCAAAGGUUGUUGAGAAAAUUGAGGGUUCUGAUAAGGCUAAAACUACCAAGAAAAAGAAUGGUGAAGAAGGGGAAUUUGGCAGAAAUAAAAUUGCUCCAUCUCCUCUUAAAAGAACACUAAAAUCUUUCAAAGAAACAAGUAACAACGAGAAGACGAAGAAGAGCCCAUCGUCUGUAAAGAGUAUGAUUGCAUCUGUCAAAUCAAGAGUUAACGAGAAUCAAUCUUUGUCAUCACCUACUGCAACUGAUUUAUCUGUCAAACGUCGUAGCUUUCCAAAGCCAGAAACUUCAGUGGUGAAAACAAAACUUUCAUCAAUUUCUUUAGGAGGCCAAGCAAGCCGAAAGAGCCUGGCGAAGAAGACUACCGAGGGCGAAGAUGAGCCAGACAAUGGACAAAAGGAUGUGAGGAAGCAGCUCAAGCCGUCUAUUCCUGUAAAGGCUGCUCUCAAGUCGGUUUCAAGCAUUAAGCUGAGAAAAUACAAUAAAGCUAUUUCCAUCUCCCCAACAAAGAACCAAAGGGAACUUGGAAGAUUGGAUUCUCGUGCUGAUAAUAUCAAGGAGAAAACCUUACAUGUCAUUGACUGGAAAUUAGAGAAGACAGAUAUUAAGAUCAUAAAAAAGAAAUCUUUCAAAGACAAUUUCUCCUCACCAGCGAGAAGUUCAUUGUUGGCCUCAUCAUCAAAACCUGCACCAUCGAUUUCAUCUCGUGGAAAAGAAGUGCAUGGCUCCGUGUCAGCAAUCACUGAAGUCUCGAAUGAUUUAAAAGGUGUAAACAUCAGGAAAUUGAGAAGAAGUGCAAGUGUUAUCUCCGACGAUAACUUGACUUCACCCCACAAGAUGAAAUUUCGCAGAGGCAAGGUGGUGAACAUUCAGUCCGAGAACAAUGGACCGAGAAGACUAAAAUUCAGGAAGCCGAGAGUGGUCGGUGAAAAUCAGAAUACUAAAGGGGAAGUGGAGGGGAGAAACUUCAUUAGGAGGAGAGAGUCUGCUGCUGUAGACUCGAGUACCUCAGAAGCACCAAUUAUUGUGUUGAGACAUCAAGAUGUGCUAGGAAAGAAAGAUUCACAAGGCCUAUUCAAUCAUGUCAUAGAAGAAACGGCGAGUAAGCUUGUUGAAACUAGAAAGAGUAAGGUGAAGGCCUUGGUGGGUGCUUUUGAAACUGUGAUCUUGCUGCAAGAAAGCAAAUCAGUUCCGACAGCCGAAGUUCCGUGAUUUUAUUUCGUGACGUAAGUAUUUAAUAGAUUGCGUACAUUUUUUGCCCCUUGCGGAUUACUCCAUAUAAUCUUUAAUUUCUUUCUUGAGGAGUUGAAAGGUUUGUAUGUUUCCUGUAUAUGUGAGUGGCUUGUUGUCAGCCUUUCGAUGCACUGCAGAGAGUGGCGGUAUAAAUCUUUUUCAUUUUCUUCUUCUUUUUUUUUUUUUUGGUUUGAUACUUAAAUACCAAUUUGAUUUGAUUCUUCUCAUACAUGUCAGAUGUUGAAUAAUAAGCUGUGGGAGGUACUGCUAUUUUGAGUGGCAUCUAUAUAGAAUUUUCCCUUGUGUCAUUCUCAGAAGGUUGUAAUUGGACUAAAUAUCUGAGGGUGUUAUUUCCAAACCUUUUGUGUAUGUGUAUGUCGUUUUCUUUUAUAAUUUGUUAUUUAAAUCUAUCUUGUAAAUGAUACUGGUGAUUCUCAAAAUUUGAUGUUUGAUUUA
Messenger RNA from Ananas comosus (pineapple), 3060 nucleotides. RefSeq lists its product as uncharacterized. The transcript is spliced from 2 exons. The record is from RefSeq and is a predicted model, not a curated record. Lineage: Eukaryota; Viridiplantae; Streptophyta; Magnoliopsida; Poales; Bromeliaceae. Bases 529 to 2583 code for a protein of 684 amino acids. Gene Ontology annotation, molecular function: calmodulin binding.